AUGGUCGCGCUCGACUCGAACAUACUUAUUCUUGGCGCGUGCGCGUUCGCAGCUUAUCGUGUCUGGAUCAUCGUGUACAAUCUAUGUUUCAGUCCGCUGGCCAAGUUCCCUGGUCCAAAACUGGCCGCAGUAUCUUACCUUCCAGAGCUAUACUACAAUUUAUUCGCCGGAGAAGGUGGUGAAUUUCCUUUCAUUGUCCGAGAAUGGCAUGACAAAUAUGGCCCAAUCGUCAGGAUCAACCCACAUGAGCUCCAUGUCCGAGAUUCGAGCUGGUUUGACACCUUGUACAACAACUCCCGACCGGCUUGGAAGAUCAAAGGCUUCGGCAUACGGUUUCAAACCCAGCAUACCGCCGGCGGCACUGAGGAUCCAGCGUUGUUCAGACCACGCCGAGCAGCACUGAAUCCCUUCUUCUCGCGACGAAGGGUCGCGCAAGACACGCCGCGCUUUCAGCAGAAUGCCGCGAGGGCAAUGCAGAAGAUUGAAGAGGAGUAUGCCAGCACGGGUGAUGUGCUGCACCUUAACAGCUUAUGGGGUUGUUACGCUGCAGAUAAUCUCGUGAACGCCUGCUUCGACCAAGAUAUCAAGUUUCUCGAGAGUCCCGGUUUCCGUGCGGACGCGAAUGAGGCGCUGGUCGAAUUGCUGGGAGCUGCGCAUGUGUUCUACCACUUUCCAGCACUCAUGUUUCUGAUGAAGAAAAUUCCAGACAGAAUCAUGCUUUGGCUUAACCCAAGCAUGGCGCCACUGCUGAAGUUUUGGGCUUUUCUUGCGGAGAACGUCAACAAGGUGCUUGCCACACCGGCAUCAGCAAAGAAGGAAGGCGACCGAACCAUCUUCAGCGCGUUGCUUCAAGGAGCACUUCCACCCGAGGAAUUGUCGUUUGAUCGCUUGCACCAGGAGUCCAUUGCGAUCAUUGGUGCCGGAGUGGAAACGACUGCUCGGUCUCUCACAAUAGCCUGCUUCAACAUUAUCGACCAGCCCGCAAUACGCAGUCGCCUGUUCGCUGAGCUGUGUCAAGCUGCUCCCGACGAUUCUGUCAUGCCAGACUGGGACGCCUUGGUGAAGCUGCCGUAUCUCUCCGCGUGCAUCGAGGAGGCGAUUCGCCUGACCUAUGGCGUCUCCCAGCGCCGAGCGCGAGGAUUCUUCGAUGGGCCUCUCAUAUACAGAGACUGGGUGAUCCCGCCCGGCGUCUUUGUAGGCAUGGACAACUAUGAUGUUGCACACGACGAAAGCAUCUUCCCCAAUUCACACUCAUAUAUUCCUGAGCGCUGGCUGGGCGAGCCGCUCGCCCCAGAUGGCCGACCAUUGAAAGUGUACCAGGCUGCGUUCGGCAAAGGCACACGAAGCUGCAUAGGCAUCCACCUUGCAUAUGCUGAGCUUUACGCAGGCCUGGCGCAAUUCUUCCGCUCAUCCCUGGGUUCGCGGGCGAUGAUUCACGAGGGCGAUAAAUCAGACUUGGAGCUGGUCAGAGACCAAUUCGUGCCGCGGCCGCGAGCCAGUAGCGAAGGGAUCAAGCUCAAAUUCGGUCCCGUGGAGGAGCAGUAGGAUUCACAAUGUCAUCGAAGGCAUUGUUGGUGGAUGCGAACCGUCGUAUGGAUGUUUCCAAUUAGCACUUUGUUGGAGGAAGAAAACCAACACGAAUCCGCGUACACAAUGAGCACAGACCACAGAC
Messenger RNA from Cercospora beticola, 1672 nucleotides. RefSeq names its product cytochrome P450. Gene Ontology annotation, molecular function: oxidoreductase activity, acting on paired donors, with incorporation or reduction of molecular oxygen; iron ion binding; monooxygenase activity. NCBI's taxonomy places the organism in Eukaryota, Fungi, Ascomycota, Dothideomycetes, Mycosphaerellales, Mycosphaerellaceae. The record is from RefSeq and is a predicted model, not a curated record.